Molecule: messenger RNA, 3185 nt
Organism: Galleria mellonella (greater wax moth)
Lineage: Eukaryota; Metazoa; Arthropoda; Insecta; Lepidoptera; Pyralidae
Exons: 8
Coding region: 46-3039 (997 amino acids)
Source: RefSeq, a predicted model, not a curated record
GAUAUAAAAGCUAGGCUAAGGAGCACGCAAAGUCAAACCGGCAAAAUGAAAUUCAGCAUUUUGCUCGUGGCGGCCUGUGUGGUGGCAGUCCAGUGCCGACCGAACAAACAUGGCUGUGGAGGGGGCGAAGAAAUUGGGAAACCCAAAGUCCCAUUAGGCCCCGGUCCCGUCAUAAACCCAGGUGGCCCCGUAAUCUGGCCUGGUGGAAGCUCGUCCAGUAGGUCUGAAAGUAGUAGCGACUCCAAGAGCAGAAGCAGCAGUUGGGACCGUAAUGGAUCGAGUAGUUCCAGCAGCAACAGUGGCUCCAGGAGCAGUUCGAGUAGCUCAGGAGGAAAACGUCCAGUACCAAUAAUUCCAUUAGGACCGGGUCCUGUUGUGACCCCAGGGGGACCAAUCACACCUAUCGGCGGCAGUGGAAGCUCAUCCAGUUCAAGUAGCGACAGUAACUCGAGCAGCAGCUCCAACAGUAACUCUGAGGGUAGCUCCAGCGAGAGUAACAGUGCCAGCAAUAGCCCGUCUAGUAGCAGCAGCAGCUCAGGUGGUAAACGUCCAGUACCAAUAGGUCCAUUAGGACCGGGCCCAGUUGUGAUCCCAGGUGGACCAAUCAGACCUGUUGGCGGUAGCUCGUCCAGCUCAAGUAGCGACAGCAACUCAAGCAGUAGUUCCAACAACAACUCUGAGGGUAGCUCCAGCGAGAGUAACAGUGCCAGCAAUAGCCAGUCUAGCAGCAGCAGCAGUUCAGGUGGUAAACGUCCAGUACCAAUAGGUCCAUUAGGUCCCGGUCCCGUUAUACCAAAACCAGGCGGUCCUAUAAUCAGACCAUGGCCCGGAAAAGGCAGUAGCUCAUCUAGCUCCAGUGACAGCAGCUCGAACAGCAGCUCCAACAGUAACUCUAAGGGUAGCUCCAGCGAGAGUAACAGUGCCAGCAAUAGCCAAUCUAGCAGCAGCAGCAGCUCAGGUGGAAAACGCCCAGUACCAAUAAUCCCAUUAGGACCCGGUCCUGUUAUAAUAAAUCCAGGCGGUCCUAUAAUCAGACCUCGGCCCGGAAAAGGCAGCAGCUCAUCUAGCUCCAGUGACAGCAGCUCGAAUAGCAGCUCCAACAGCGACUCUGAGGGUAGCUCCAGCGAGAGUAAUAGUGCCAGCAAUAGCCAAUCUAGUAGCAGUAGUAGCUCAGGUCCCAGAAGACCCAGACCAAAGGUUCCACUAGGCCCAGGGCCAGUAAUCAUUCCACAUCCUGGUAAACCAAAAAUUCCACUAGGACCUGGUCCAGUAAUCUUACCUAAUCGAGGUAAGGGAAGUUCAUCAAGCUCGAGCAACAGUAGUUCAAACAGUAGCUCAAACAGCGGCAGUAGCUCAGAAAACAGUAGUUCUGAUAGUAAUAGCUCCAGUAAUAGUAACAGUAGCUCAAAUAGUAGCUCAAAUAAUAGCAGCUCCAACAGUAGCAGUGACUCCAAUAGUGGAUCAAGUAGUAGCUCAAACAACAGCAAUAGCUCCAACAACAGUAGCUCCAACAGUAGCAGUGGUUCUAAUAGUGGAUCAAGUAGUAGCUCAAACAACAGCAAUAGCUCCAACAACAGUAGCUCCAACAGUAGCAGUGGAUCCAAUAGUGGAUCAAGUAGUAGCUCAAACAACAACAGCUCCAACAGUAGCAGUGGUUCCAAUAGUGGUUCUAGCAGCAGUUCAAAUAAUAACAGUAGCUCAAACAACAGCAGCUCUAAUAGUAGCAGCGGCUCCAACAGUGGCUCAAGCAGCAACUCAAACAACAGCAGUUCCAACAGUAGCAGUGGUUCCAAUAGUGGUUCUAGCAGCAGUUCAAACAAUAACAGUAGCUCAAACAACAGCAGCUCUAAUAGUAGCAGCGGCUCUAACAGUGGCUCAAGCAGCAACUCAAGCAACGGCAGUUCCAACAGUAGCAGUGGAUCUAAUAGUGGCUCAAGCAGCAACUCAAGCAACGGCAGUUCCAACAGUAGCAGUGGAUCUAAUAGUGGCUCAAGCAGCAACUCAAGCAACGGCAGUUCCAACAGUAGCAGUGGAUCUAAUAGUGGCUCAAGCAGCAGCUCAAAUGACAAUAGUUCCAACAGCAGCAGUGGUUCCAACAGUGGAUCAAGCAGUAGCUCAAACAACAACAGCUCCAACAGUAGCAGUGGUUCCAACAGUGGAUCAAGUAGUAGCUCAAACAACAACAGUUCUAACAGUAGCAGUGGUUCCAACAGUGGAUCAAGCAGUAGCUCAAACAACAGUGGUUCAAACAGUAGCAGCGGUUCUAAUAGUGGCUCAAGUAGCAGUUCAAACAACAACAGCAGCUCAAACAACAGCAGCUCCAACAGUAGCAGUGGUUCCAACAGUGGAUCAAGCAGUAGUUCAAACAAUAGUGGCUCUAAUAGUAGCAGUGGUUCGAACAGUGGAUCAAGUAGUAGCUCAAACAACAACAGCAGCUUAGACAACAGCAGCUCCAACAGUAGCAGUGGUUCCAACAGUGGAUCAAGCAGUAGCUCAAACAAUAGUGGUUCUAACAGUAGCAGUGGUUCCAACAGUGGAUCAAGCAGUAGCUCAAACAACAACAGCUCAAACAGUAGCAGCGGAUCCAACAGUGGUUCAAGCAGCAGCUCAAACAACAGCAGCUCCAACAGCAGCAGUGGCUCCAACAGUGGUUCAAGCAGCAGUUCAGAUAACAGCAGCACCAAUAGUAGCAGCGGUGCUAAUAGCGGUUCUAACAGCAGUAGUAGCUCAAACAACAGCAGCUCAAACAGUAGCAGUGGUUCUAACAGUGGCUCAAGUAGUAGCUCAAAUAACAGCAGCAGCUCAAACAACAGCAGCUCAAAUAGUAGCAGCGGUUCAAACAGUAGCUCUAGCUCAAACAAUAGUAGCUCAAAUAGCAGCAGCGGUUCAAACAGUGCUUCAAACAGCAGCAGCGGCUCAAACAGUGCCUCAAGUAGCAGCUCAAAUAACAAUAGCGCCAACAGUAGCAGCAGUUCUAACAGCGCUUCAAACAGUAGUAGCAGCUCUGAAAGCUCUAAUAGCAGCUCUAAUAUUUGUUAAAUUGCAUUAAGAAGCAUGGUUUGUUUUAUUGUUAUUAUAAAAUGUUUGGAUUGAAACUUUUUCUUUUGGAUAAAAAAUUUAUUAUUUUGUAAUUCUAUGUAUGUUUAUUGAUUAAUUAAUAAAAUUUUGGUUGUUGCAUUAUAAAA